AUGAGCUACUAUGCCAACUAUUGCAAAGGCCUGGGCUUCAGCUGUGGAGGAUUUGGUGGCCUGGGCUAUGGCCAUGGCUGCGGAUACUAUGACUAUGGUUCUAGUUAGGGAGGCUAUAGAUACAACUGUUGCCACCCCUUGUGCUAUGAAGGAUAUCAAUUCUCUGGCUUCUAUUGA
Molecule: messenger RNA, 177 nt
Organism: Globicephala melas (long-finned pilot whale)
Lineage: Eukaryota; Metazoa; Chordata; Mammalia; Artiodactyla; Delphinidae
Product: keratin-associated protein 19-6-like
Source: RefSeq, a predicted model, not a curated record